CAUCCUCACUGGUCCUCAAAGAUCAAAACAGCUACCACGAAGAUGAACAGACCACUGCUCCUCCUGGCUGCUCUGACUUUCUGCUGCUGCAUCACCUCUCUGCAUGGUUUUAACAUCAAUGCGUGCCGCUGCAAAUCGACGACCCUGAGACAGGUUCCUCCUCAGAUGGUCAGGAAGAUUGAGGUGACUCCCGUUUCGGGACACUGCCGCCGGACUGAAAUCAUAAUCACCACGAGGACUGGCAAUAAGAUUUGUAUCAAUCCAGAGGCCAAGUGGUUCCCAGGCCUGCUCAACACUCUGCAAAAGAAGGGCUGUGCCAAACAAGGGCCUACGUCCUGUAUUCACCGUCGGUUGUUGUGAUAAUGGAAACAGGCCUCCUCAACCUUUCAGCCACCCACUGCUUCCACACCCAACUUCUGAUCACAUGUUCAGAUGCCUUUCAUCAAGCUGUGAAUCACCUGGGAAAAAAUGACCCACCUUCCUUUUUGUUAUUGUAUUCAGCUCUUUGCAGUUUUUCUCUGGUGUUCUAAAACAAACCUGAAUGUGAUGUUACGCCUGCAAUUCUGAUAGCAUUCAUAAAUGCAUUUAAACUAGGUUACCUUACUAUUACUAUCACCUUACUAUUUUAAGGAUGAAGUAUUGGUGUACAGAUUUCACUUUUUAAAUGUUUGUAUCUGUUAGUGUUACCAUUUCUGACUGAAUGUAUUCAUACUGGCAAAUGUUUUAGCUGUGACAUGUAUCCAUGAAUGUAUUUGGACUUUUUUUUAACAUAAAAAUA
This is a messenger RNA of Archocentrus centrarchus (flier cichlid), 778 nucleotides long. Its product is annotated as C-X-C motif chemokine 13-like. Gene Ontology annotation, cellular component: extracellular region. Bases 43 to 360 code for a protein of 105 amino acids. Gene Ontology annotation, biological process: chemotaxis; immune response; defense response. The transcript has 5 exons. Lineage: Eukaryota; Metazoa; Chordata; Actinopteri; Cichliformes; Cichlidae. The record is from RefSeq and is a predicted model, not a curated record. Gene Ontology annotation, molecular function: chemokine activity.